CCCGAGAUGAACCAUGGCUAGCUGCAACCCAGAGUCAGAGGCAUAUUCAAAUAGGAAUUAUGCCUUCGCAGUGUGUCAAAAGUGUUUUAGUCCUUGUUAUUGUACUAAGUUUCCUCUCGAUACUAUCCGCCUACGACUACGAAGUUUUAAGGUUCGAAGAUGAAACGCAAGACGACAAAAUCUGGAAAGUAUCAAAGUUUAGGGUAAAAAAAAUAGAACCAGGCAUUUACGGAGUUUCAGGCCAAUUCGAGCUUCUGCAGACUCUUGGAAAGAAAUCAAAGAUCCUAGUGAAAUUUUUCUACAAUACAAAUGGAGUUGGCAUGUGGACUUUACUGCCAGGUCAAAUAGGUCCAGAAUUCGGAUGUGACUUCUUAAACGAUGGAUACAAAAGAUAUCUCCCGGGUUUACCUGAGGCAUCUAACUUCCCGAAAGUAGGAGAUGAUUACUACUGUCCAUUACAAAAGGGUUUAUAUAAAAUGGACACAUAUAGCGUCAACACCACUAGGGUCACAAGCUUCGUCAAACCAGGAUUCUAUAAAAUUCAAGUAACUAUGGACUCAGACAGCGGAGAUACAAGCGUGAUGAACGUAUACAGCAAAGUCGCAAGAAAAUAGGCACUUUAAGAUGCACUGUAAGGACUUCAAGCAAUUAGUUAGCAAGGAGUUGACGUCGAUAUCAGUACAUCCUAUACAUGUCGGUAAAAACAAUAAAACUAUGAAAGGACAUAAAA
Molecule: messenger RNA, 730 nt
Organism: Hermetia illucens (black soldier fly)
Lineage: Eukaryota; Metazoa; Arthropoda; Insecta; Diptera; Stratiomyidae
Exons: 4
Coding region: 60-614 (184 amino acids)
Source: RefSeq, a predicted model, not a curated record